Molecule: messenger RNA, 1195 nt
Organism: Colossoma macropomum (tambaqui)
Lineage: Eukaryota; Metazoa; Chordata; Actinopteri; Characiformes; Serrasalmidae
Gene: en2a
Product: engrailed homeobox 2a
Exons: 2
Coding region: 73-900 (275 amino acids)
Biological process (GO): regulation of transcription by RNA polymerase II; multicellular organism development; neuron differentiation
Cellular component (GO): nucleus
Molecular function (GO): RNA polymerase II cis-regulatory region sequence-specific DNA binding; DNA-binding transcription factor activity, RNA polymerase II-specific
Source: RefSeq, a predicted model, not a curated record
AAGUGGCCGGAGGAGCAGCGGGAGAGAGCGGUGAAGGGUUAAAGGAGGGCAGCGUGGAGAGAGCGUCUCAGCAUGGAUGAGGGCGAGCAGAGCGCGCCUAGAGAUGAUGAGCCCAACCGGGCCACCGACCGCUCCAUCCGUCCGGCUCCGGGCAACCCGCAGCCGCUCCCUCACCGCAUCACCAACUUCUUCAUAGACAACAUCCUCCGCCCCGAUUUCGGCAAGAGGAAGGAGGUGAGCAGCCAGCAGGCUGAGAGCGGUGGCCCCGCAGGGCCGGAGGACGGCGGCGGGAGGAGCCCCGCGACGCCCGGACCGGGUCGCCUGGGCAGCGGCGGGCCAACGGAGGGCACCUCCAGCCCACACUCGGAGGACGGAGCGAAGAAAGCAGAGAUAGAAGAGCCAUUAAAAGCCAAGGGGGGCAACAAGGAGCAGUGCCUGAGCAGCUCGGAGUCGGACACCUCUCAGUCCAGCGCCAACCUGCCCAACAGCCAGCCCAUGCUGUGGCCAGCCUGGGUCUACUGCACGCGCUACUCGGACAGACCCUCAUCAGGUCCCAGGUCCCGCAAACCAAAGAAGAAGAGCGCCAGUAAGGAGGACAAGCGCCCGCGCACGGCCUUCACCGCCGAGCAGCUGCAGAGACUGAAGGCCGAGUUCCAGACCAACCGCUACCUGACCGAGCAGAGGCGACAGAGCCUCGCGCAGGAGCUCGGCCUCAACGAGUCCCAGAUCAAGAUCUGGUUCCAGAACAAGAGAGCCAAGAUCAAGAAGGCUACAGGGACCAAGAACACGCUGGCCUUGCACCUGAUGGCCCAGGGACUCUACAACCACUCCACCACGAACACGACCACCACCACCACCACCACCACCACCACCAAGGGGGACAAGUCGGACAGCGACUGAGAGAGAGAGAGAUGAUGAUGAUGAUGAUGAUGACGAUGAUGGUCCUCCUUAUAUUCCCAAUGCAAUAAUUCACCAAGGGCCAGUGGACAAGCAUAAACAUACCAGCAUUACUGAAGCUAAAAUAGAAAAAAAAAAUUGUCAAAAAAAUAAGAAUCUGAUAACGAUUACGAUCAGCUUGUUGAUCAGCUUGUUGAUCAGCUUUCGCGCGUGAGGGGACAGGAGAGAAACCCAUUGCAUUCUCCAUCUGUCAGUGUUACAUUCGGCUAUCACACAAAAGCACGUGGGAGAAAAGAAA